Messenger RNA from Arabidopsis lyrata subsp. lyrata, 1294 nucleotides. Its product is annotated as probable cinnamyl alcohol dehydrogenase 1. Gene Ontology annotation, molecular function: oxidoreductase activity, acting on the CH-OH group of donors, NAD or NADP as acceptor; zinc ion binding. The coding region runs from base 82 to 1149 and encodes 355 amino acids. NCBI's taxonomy places the organism in Eukaryota, Viridiplantae, Streptophyta, Magnoliopsida, Brassicales, Brassicaceae. The transcript has 5 exons. The record is from RefSeq and is a predicted model, not a curated record.
GGUUUUGGAUCAGAUCAAUCAACACAAAUCAAAAACGAUACACGACUCUUGAUUAGGUAAUCGAGAAAUUGAAAAUCGCCAAUGAGUUCUUCAGAGACUGGGGAAAACGAGUGCAUGUGUUGGGCGGCAAAAGAUCCAUCUGGUCUUCUUUCUCCUCACAAAUUCACUCGCAGGUCUGUUACAAGUGACGAUGUUUCACUCAAAAUCACUCAUUGUGGAGUGUGUUACGCUGAUGUUAUCUGGACUAGAAACCAACAUGGAGACUCUAAGUACCCUUUGGUUCCUGGGCAUGAGAUUGCUGGAAUAGUGACUAAGGUUGGGCCUAAUGUUCAACGAUUCAAAGUUGGAGACCAUGUUGGUGUUGGAACGUAUGUUAACUCCUGCAGGGAGUGUGAAUAUUGUAACGACGGACAAGAAGUUAAUUGUGCAAAAGGAGUUUUUACUUUCAAUGGUAUCGAUCAUGAUGGCUCUGUUACUAAAGGAGGCUACUCCAGCCACAUUGUUGUUCAUGAGAGGUACUGCUACAAGAUACCUGUGGACUAUCCCUUGGAAUCAGCUGCACCAUUACUCUGUGCUGGAAUCACGGUUUUUGCGCCUAUGAUGCGUCACAAUAUGAAUCAACCUGGUAAAUCUCUUGGGGUGAUUGGGCUAGGUGGUCUUGGGCACAUGGCAGUUAAAUUUGGCAAGGCUUUUGGACUUAGUGUUACGGUUUUUAGCACCAGCAUUUCCAAGAAAGAGGAAGCUUUGAAUCUGCUGGGAGCUGAGAAUUUUGUUAUCUCGUCUGACCAUGAUCAGAUGAAGGCACUAGCGAAAUCUCUAGACUUUAUCAUUGAUACAGCAUCUGGUGAUCACGCGUUUGAUCCUUACAUGUCUCUCUUGAAGAUUGCUGGAACUUAUGUCCUGGUUGGUUUCCCAAGUGAAAUUAAAAUCAGUCCUGCCAAUCUCAAUCUUGGUAUGAGAAUGCUCGCGGGAAGUGUAACCGGGGGUACCAAAAUAACACAGGAAAUGAUAGAUUUCUGUGCAGCUCAUAAGAUUUACCCAAACAUAGAGGUAAUUCCUAUUCAGAAUAUAAACGAAGCUCUCGAAAGAGUGGUGAAGAAGGACAUCAAGUAUCGUUUCGUGAUUGACAUCAAGAACUCCCUGAACUGAAUGAGCUGCGAAGAAAUGACGAAUCCUUGUCUCAUUUAGAGGCAUCUCUGAAAGUCAAUAAAUCUAAUAACUAAAAAACUUGUAUCUUUGAGCCUGUAAUAGAAUAAUACACACUGCUACAAUCUUUAUUUGUUCUCUUGUCCUU